ACUGCCUUAAAGGAAGGAAAACCUGAAUGUUUGUUACAGCACUAGAGAAGGCAAAGGAAAAUUUCUAAUACCUGUAGUUUAUUCUAUGAAAAUUACUGGAUUAAGAUAAUGAGAAUGAGCCUCUUCUAUCAAGUAAUUUUCUCAGAGGAUACAGAAACAGAUCCAUCCAUUUAAAAAGAAGGGAGAUGGCAGCAACAAAGAAUGAACCCAAAGUCUAUGAAGUCCAGCUCCAACAGAAAUACUGGCUAAAGGACACAAGUAAAACCAAGCUGCUGCAGCUUCAGGCAAUAUGCCUGGAUAAGGUUACUGAGCAAGAGCACUAUUAUGACACUGCUUUACAUGAGCUCGCUAUGACUCAGACCUGGCUUAGUCAAAAAAAUCAACAGUGGCAUCUUAUAGUGGCUUCUCAGAAGCAAGAAACAAGAGGCAAUGCAUCUACCACUGAAUUAUCUCCCAAGAUGUGGAAUACUCUGCACCUGGAUAAAACAGAUGCCAGCCAUGUCAAGCUUCACACCCACAUCCUCACCAAAGAACUCCCAGAGGACGGACUGACAGGAUCAGCAAACAUUAGCAAGCAAGAUGAGCUGCAUUAUCAUUCCAAAAAAGCAACCAACGCAGGCACACACAUGGAACACACUUCAACUUAUGCUGAACUGGUAACAGAAAGAGAGAUAAUUACAUAUCUGGCACACUCCCUUCACAUUGGUUUGACAAAAGAGGAAGAAAGAAAUAUGACGAUAAAAGACUUUUUGCAGCUAGCAGGAGUACAACAUUAUGCAAGCUAUCACCAUACCAAACAGGUAACAUAUACACUGUACGGAAUUUAUACGAUUAUUAUACAGAUGGAUGAAAAGACUUCCAAGGAGUCAGCUACUAUAUUGGUGGACACAGAUAUUCUUAACGUAGACAAGUGUUUUGAAGAAAUAGAAAAGUUAGCAAGUGAUCUGGAAUUGCAACAUCAAACACCUUGAGUCAAUAAAGACAGACCUGACAUCGUCAUAGAAACUUUAAAAAUGAGGUCAAGUUCCUGAGGGAUCAAUAUUUCAAUGAAUCAAUUAUAAUAAAAUGAUCAACUUGCACUAAACAACACAAAAGAACUUAA
This is a messenger RNA of Gavialis gangeticus (Gharial), 1102 nucleotides long. RefSeq lists its product as uncharacterized. Gene Ontology annotation, biological process: dephosphorylation; thiamine diphosphate metabolic process. The transcript has 2 exons. Lineage: Eukaryota; Metazoa; Chordata; Crocodylia; Gavialidae. Gene Ontology annotation, molecular function: magnesium ion binding; thiamine triphosphate phosphatase activity. The record is from RefSeq and is a predicted model, not a curated record. Bases 186 to 971 code for a protein of 261 amino acids.